Messenger RNA from Colius striatus (speckled mousebird), 1206 nucleotides. It is a transcript of the gene NKX1-1, whose product is annotated as NK1 homeobox 1. Gene Ontology annotation, biological process: regulation of transcription by RNA polymerase II; cell differentiation. Gene Ontology annotation, molecular function: RNA polymerase II cis-regulatory region sequence-specific DNA binding; DNA-binding transcription factor activity, RNA polymerase II-specific. The coding region runs from base 1 to 1206 and encodes 401 amino acids. The record is from RefSeq and is a predicted model, not a curated record. The transcript has 3 exons. NCBI's taxonomy places the organism in Eukaryota, Metazoa, Chordata, Aves, Coliiformes, Coliidae. Gene Ontology annotation, cellular component: nucleus.
AUGAAUGUGGGCAGAGACAAGGUCGGUGACAUCUCCAUCCCGGCAGCGGCAGCCGCGGCGGUGACAGCCCCCGCAACCGGCAUCGGCGGGGAGUCCUGCGGCUUGCACGGGGAAGGGAUGGAGAGCCACGGGGAGCAGCGGCUCUCGGCCGGCGGCGAGCUGCCCCUCUACUCCUGCCCUGGCAAUAGGGACAGGCAAGGGGACAACCCGAGCAACACCCCUGGACAAGAGGGAGCCGUGGCCGCGCUGCCCAUGGUGCACAGGACCACCUCCUUCUCCGUGCUCGACAUCCUGGACCCUAACAAAUUCAACAGCAAAAGGAGGCAGUGCGCCGUCUUGUACAAAUCGGUGGGGAGCGAGUUUCCGCUGGGGGCGGAGGAUAAGCCCGAGGACUCAGGGACGGAGCUGGCCGAGCAAAAGACUCUCGCCGAGGAUUUCGAGACGUGCAAGAAAUCCGCAGACCUGAUCAAGGACGGCGAACUCUUCAAAGCCGACGAGUGCGACCUGGACUACAGCAGCCGGCCGAGCCGCAGCCCCGACAGCGAGCUGCCGGACGACGAGGAGCUGUGCGGCGAGGAGAGCAGCAGCAGCAGCAGCAGCAGCACGUCCAGCUCGGCGGCUCCCGGCGAGGCCGACCCGGGCCACCUCCACGCCGAGGCGGCCGAGGCGAGCGGACAGAGCCAGCAGGCCAAGCCCAAGAGGAAGCGAACGGGCUCGGACUCCAAGUCGGGGAAGCCCCGGCGUGCGCGGACAGCUUUCACCUACGAGCAGCUGGUGGCGCUGGAGAACAAGUUCAAGUCCACGCGGUACCUGUCGGUCUGCGAGCGCCUCAACCUGGCGCUGUCCCUCAGCCUCACCGAGACGCAGGUGAAGAUCUGGUUCCAGAACCGCCGCACCAAGUGGAAGAAGCAGAACCCGGGGGCCGACACCAGCGCGCCCACGGGCGGCGGCGGCGGCGGCGGCGGCGGGGCGGGGGGCGGGCUGGGCGGCGGGGCGCUGCCGGGGGGGCUCAGCCCUCUCAGCCACUCGCCGCCCAUGGGCAACCCGCUCUCCAUGCACGGGCCCGGCAGCUACGCCGGGCACCCCGCCGGCGGGCUGGUCUGUGCCGCCCAGCUGCCCUUCCUGCCCAGCCCCGCCGUCCUCUCGCCCUUCGUCCUGGGCUCGCAGACUUACGGCGCUCCGGCUUUCUACACUCCGCACCUAUAA